This is a messenger RNA of Candidozyma haemuli, 1428 nucleotides long. RefSeq names its product beclin 1. Gene Ontology annotation, cellular component: phagophore assembly site; phosphatidylinositol 3-kinase complex, class III, type I; phosphatidylinositol 3-kinase complex, class III, type II. Lineage: Eukaryota; Fungi; Ascomycota; Pichiomycetes; Serinales; Metschnikowiaceae. The coding region runs from base 1 to 1428 and encodes 475 amino acids. The record is from RefSeq and is a predicted model, not a curated record. The transcript has a single exon. Gene Ontology annotation, biological process: late endosome to vacuole transport; autophagy; autophagosome assembly.
AUGACAGUGUACCAUUGUCUGAGCUGCCAAACUCCAAUCAAGUUGGAUGACUCUCUUAACAAGCUAUCCAAGGCACAGAGUGACCUUAUCAUUAAGAAAGCCACACAAGCUCCCAAAGUUCCUUUAGCUCCACCAACAAAUUACAUACCUCGUGAGAGACUUGACCUACUAGAGGAGGCAUUGAAGGAUAGUCCACAUGAUGCUGUCCAUUACAAGAACGAGAGUAACCUAGUCAAGGAGAAACCACUGUCCUACGACUCGAAGCACUCAUACGUGUAUAUCUCUGACAACGAGGAGUCGGAGCCAAAUAAUGAAACGGAGAGGAAGAACUCCGCUACUCCUGACCAUGAGGACCAACUACCUGAUUUCUCUCGUAUCAAGUCCUUGGGUCUUGUGUUCGAUAUCUUAUCUCAGAACCAAGACGUUAGUCAUCCUAUGAGCGCUGAGUGUGCCCAGCUUCUCAUCAACAACUACAAGUUCAAGUUUGACCAAAGCCAGCGGGAGAAGGAAUACUACAUUUCUUUCUUGAAGAAGCUCAAGGAAAGAGAAGGUAAUUACUCCACUUCUGCUGAGGCUGAAACCGACUCUAAGUUGGCCGAGGCUGCUAACGAGCUAGAGCUGCUACGUCUCCUCGAGCAGAAUAAACUUCAAGAACUCGAAGACUUAGAAAAGACUCACGAAGACUUGCAAGAUCAGCUUCGGGACCUAGACCAGCAACUUGAAACGCUCAAUUCUGAGAGUCUCAACGAUGUACUCCUGCUAAAGAAUACUCUUACGAUGGAUUUAUCACAAAAGCAGAGCCAUCUCGACCAUUCUAAAGCCUUGUACCAAAAACAACUAGAUCACUUGGACUCCCUACGGACACUCAAUAUUUUCAAUCGCUUGUUCCAGAUACUGUUUGAUGGCGAGGAGUCUUACGGAAGGAUAAACGGGUUCAGACUCGGGCAUAAAGUACCUUGGCCAGAGGUCAACGCUGCACUCGGCCAAAUUGCACACUUAUUCAAGUUCCUAUCUACCAGACUAGCGUUUGAUUUGGAAGGCUACAAACUAGUUGCAAUGGGCUCAAAGUCUUACCUCGUCAAGACGUCUGCUAGACAGACUACCGAGGAUGGACGUAGCAGGAGCUCCUCUGUUCUCCAGUUACACUCCACCAAUGAGUUCACCCUUGGGAAGCUCUUCAACUUCAACAAGCUUGAUGUUUCUAUGAUUGCACUACUUGACAUUGCAAGCCAAUUCGAAGCAAAGAUCACCGAGCUUGACGAGGAGUUUGAACUACCUUACCCAAUUGCCCCAAACCACGAUAAAAUUGGAGGCAAAAGCAUACGCGUCACGCUGAACAACCGCUGGACGGAAGCGUGUAGAUUCUUAUUAACAGACCUAGCGUGGAUGCUUACGUUCGCCAGUGCGAGAGACGACAUACCUACAUAG